AUGAGUCUCCGAACAGCUAUGUGCCUCCCGCGGAGGGUGACUCGCCUCCAUAUGUCCGCGGCGGAUAUCCGACGAUGGCCGUCUACCCGAGCUUUCUCCACGACUAUGCACCGGGACGCAACGUGGGGUUUUGUUGGGUUGGGACAAAUGGGGUACAAUAUGGCCAAAAACCUGCGCGCCAAGAUUCCCGCAUCCGACACCUUGAUCAUCCGGGAUGUAAACGAAGAGGCCAUGAAACGGUUUGCCGCUGAGGCUCAGGAGGCCGCUCGAAGCAACAGUGCAGGCGCCCAUGGAGGCCAAGUCGAGACUGCUGCAAGUGCGCGCGAGGUCGCCGAAAAGUCGGUGGUGAUGGUGACGAGCCUUCCGGAAUCUCAACAUGUCAUCGAUGUGUACCAAUCCAUCCUCAAAAAUGGCCCGUUGCCCCAGCUCGAGCAGGAGCGUCUGUUUAUUGAUACAUCAACCAUUGACCCAGUUACAUCCAAGGAUAUCGCGAAUGCAAUCCACACCACACAAACCGGCCACUUUGUGGACGCCCCCGUAUCCGGGGGGUGCGAGCUGCUUGAGCGCAUCCGCGGCGUUCUUGCUUUGAUGGGCAAGAAGUUCUGGCAUCUCGGUGAACCCGGUGCUGGUGUGUCCGGCAAACUGGCAAACAACUACAUCUUGGCACUGAACAACAUCGCUACUGCCGAGGCUAUGAACUUGGGUGUCCGCUGGGGACUCGAGCCUAAGGCAUUGGCGGACAUGAUCAACUCGUCUACCGGUCGGUGCUGGCCGUCUGAGGUCAACAACCCUGUUCCUGGUGUUGUUGAAACGUCACCCGCGUCUCGCGGCUAUGAGGGCGGAUUUGGGGUCAGCUUGAUGCACAAGGAUCUACGCCUGGCUCUUGCUGCCGCGGAACAAUCUGACACUCCUCUUGUCCUCGGCACCCAUGCUCGUGAAGUCUACAAAGCCGUGGAAGAUGGACAUCGCGGAAAGGAUUUCUCGGUGGUCUAUAAGUGGCUACAAGAGAAAUCCCAAUAA
Penicillium bovifimosum is the source of this 1020-nucleotide messenger RNA. Its product is annotated as Dehydrogenase multihelical. The transcript has 4 exons. Gene Ontology annotation, cellular component: mitochondrion. Gene Ontology annotation, molecular function: NADP binding; NAD binding; 3-hydroxyisobutyrate dehydrogenase activity. Gene Ontology annotation, biological process: L-valine catabolic process. The record is from RefSeq and is a predicted model, not a curated record. Bases 1 to 1020 code for a protein of 339 amino acids. Lineage: Eukaryota; Fungi; Ascomycota; Eurotiomycetes; Eurotiales; Aspergillaceae.